Dipodomys ordii (Ord's kangaroo rat) is the source of this 1553-nucleotide messenger RNA. Its product is annotated as cytochrome P450 2A5. Bases 1 to 1485 code for a protein of 494 amino acids. Gene Ontology annotation, cellular component: intracellular membrane-bounded organelle; cytoplasm. The record is from RefSeq and is a predicted model, not a curated record. The transcript has 9 exons. Gene Ontology annotation, biological process: xenobiotic metabolic process; coumarin metabolic process. NCBI's taxonomy places the organism in Eukaryota, Metazoa, Chordata, Mammalia, Rodentia, Heteromyidae. Gene Ontology annotation, molecular function: iron ion binding; heme binding; oxidoreductase activity, acting on paired donors, with incorporation or reduction of molecular oxygen, reduced flavin or flavoprotein as one donor, and incorporation of one atom of oxygen.
AUGCUGGCCUCAGGAAUGCUGCUGGUGGCUGUGCUCACCUGUCUGACUGUCAUGGUGUUGAUGUCUGUCUGGCGGCAGAGGAAGCUCUCAGGAAAGCUGCCUCCAGGCCCCACACCAUUGCCCUUCAUUGGAAACUAUCUGCAGCUCAACACGGAGCAGAUGUACAACUCUCUCAUGAAGAUGAGUGAUCGCUUCGGUCCAGUGUUCACGGUUUACCUGGGCCCUCGGCGGGUCGUGGUGCUGUGUGGUCAGGAGGCCGUGAAGGAGGCGCUGGUGGACCAGGCUGAAGAGUUCAGCGGGCGCGGGGAGCAGGCCACCUUCGACUGGCUCUUCAAAGGCUAUGGAGUGGCUUUCAGCAAUGGGGAGCGGGCCAAGCAGCUGAGACGCUUCUCCAUCACCACGCUGCGGGACUUUGGACUGGGCAAGAGAGGCAUCGAGGAGCGCAUCCAGGAGGAGGCAGGCUUCCUCAUCCAGGCACUACGGGACACGCAUGGCACCUUCAUAGAUCCCACCUUCUACCUGAGCAGAACGGUCUCCAAUGUCAUCAGCUCCAUUGUCUUUGGGGACCGCUUUGACUAUGAGGACAAGGAGUUCCUGUCUCUCCUGCGAAUGAUGCUGGGCAGCUUCCAGUUCACAGCCACCUCCACUGGGCAGCUCUAUGAGAUGUUCUAUUCCAUCAUGAAGCAUCUGCCAGGACCACAGCAACAGGCUUUUAAGGAACUGAAGGGGCUGGAGGACUUCAUAACCAAGAAGGUGGAACAGAACCAGCGCACCCUGGACCCCAACUCCCCGCGAGACUUCAUCGACUCCUUUCUCAUUCGCAUGCAGGAGGAGAAGAAGAACCCCAACACAGAAUUCUACAUGAAGAACCUGGUGCUCACCACACUGAACCUCUUCUUUGCGGGCACGGAGACCGUCAGCACCACCUUGCGUUAUGGCUUCCUGCUGCUCAUGAAAUAUCCAAAUGUGGAGGCCAAAGUCCAUGAAGAGAUUGAUCGGGUCAUUGGCAAAAACCGGCAGCCCAAGUUUGAGGAUCGAGCAAAGAUGCCCUACACGGAGGCUGUGAUUCAUGAGAUCCAGAGAUUUGCAGAUAUGAUCCCCAUGGGGCUGGCCCGCAGGGUCACCAAGGACACCAAGUUCCGGGAGUUCUUCCUGCCCAAGGGUACGGAAGUGUUCCCCAUGCUGGGCUCUGUGCUGAGAGACCCCAAGUUCUUCUCCAACCCCCAGGAUUUCAACCCUCACCACUUCCUGGAUGACAAAGGACAGUUUAAGAAGAGUGAUGCUUUUGUUCCCUUUUCCAUUGGAAAGCGGUACUGUUUAGGAGAUGGCCUGGCUAAAAUGGAGCUCUUUCUCUUCCUCACCACCAUCAUGCAGAACUUCCGCUUCAAGCCCACGCAGGCUCCCCAUGACAUAGACGUGUCCCCCAAAUAUGUGGGCUUUGCCACCAUCCCACCCACCUAUACCUUAAGCUUCCAGCCUCGCUGAGCCCCAGGGGAUGUGCAAGGGGGGUGUUGGAAGAGAUGAGGAUGGGGGGUAGGGGGACCGAGGGAAAA